Molecule: messenger RNA, 1746 nt
Organism: Rotaria socialis
Lineage: Eukaryota; Metazoa; Rotifera; Eurotatoria; Philodinida; Philodinidae
Source: the annotation of a GenBank genome assembly
AUGAAAUUUCAAGAAUGCUUUUGGUGUAUUAUUUAUGCACUUAUAUUUUUUGGUUUUAUAUUCAAAUGGUAUUAUGAAUAUCAACAUCGAAUAGAGUUUUUUUCCGUAUUAAUUGAAGGAGAAGAAAAUAAAAAUGUUAAAAACUUUUCCAUACAAAAGAAUUUUUCAAUAUCAAAUCCACUUUUGAAAUAUAUUCAACGAUGUCCUGAAUGCUUUUUAUUUUUAUUAACAAAAAAAAAUCUAUCAGAAGAUGCAUUUAUUUUCGAUGUUCUUAAUCAAAUUACGAUUAAUUCAGAAGCCAUAUUCUAUCCAUUAACAAUGAAACUAUAUUAUAAUAAACCUAUACCAUAUUACACUAUUUUAUCUAAUAAUCCAGCCGAGUUAACCAUAAGGAUUCGAAAUUAUUGGAUAGAUUAUAUAAAAAAUUUCAAUAAUAUUAAACAACAUUCAAUUCUUUAUUUCAUUCUUCAAUCAUUACAAAAACCAGUUGAAACAAUGAAUCAUGCAUGGCCAAAUAAAACAAAAUUAAUUCUUUACUAUACAAAAUUUUUCGGUAACAAGUAUUGGUAUAAUGCAAAUGAACAAAAUGUUUAUGCAAAUGAUUUGAAUCUAAAUAAUUGUCCUAUAUCAGUGAAUGCAUGUUAUGUUACAAUUGAUCAUAAACUAUUUUCUCAAAGUGAUGCAUCACUUAUUCAUGUUCGAGAAUCAAUUGAUUAUCAAAAAUUAGAAAAGAUAACCCGUCGACCCGAACAACGAUUCGUUUUCUUUUUAAAAGAAUCUCCUAUGCAUUCACCGAAAUUAUCUUCGGGACAACAUGGCCGAGUAUUUAAUUAUACUCAAACAUAUAGACCUGAUUCAGACGUAACAGCAACAACAUUGCGAAACCUUUUUUGGUUAUUCAAUUAUAAAAUCUAUCCAAAUUAUGAUUUUAAUUCCAUCAUAGAAACGAAAGUAUCAGGCAAAAUUCUUGUUGCAAUCAUCUCGAAUUGUGGUGCUUCAAGUAAUCGUUUAAAAUAUAUUGAUGAAUUAAAAAAAUACAUAUCAGUAGAUGUUUAUGGUAAAUGUGGAAAAUCAUGUUCUCACGUUCGUGAUUGUCGUCAGUAUGCUUAUACAACCUAUAAGUUUUAUCUAGCGUUUGAAAAUAGUUUAUGUGAUGAAUAUGUAACAGAAAAAUUCUUUCUCUCACUGGAAAGUGCACGAAUUGUACCUGUUGUACUUGGUAAGGCACGUUAUGAUCAUUACAUUCCAUCAUCAGGAUAUAUUGAUGUACGAAAUUUCUCAACACCACGUCAACUUGCUGUCUAUAUUGAUUAUCUUGAUAAAAAUACAACAGCUUAUUUGGAAUAUUUUCAAUGGCGGCAAUACGCAAUUCAUAUCAAAAUUCCUAAAUAUAUAUGUGAACUUUGUUUAAAAUUAUUUCUUGAUGAUAGAGAUCAUAAAAAGCAAUCCUUACAGAGCAUUGAUCAAUAUUGGAAUAGGAAAACACAAUGCCAUACAUAUGGGAAAGAUCAGACUGCUAAAACAACCUCAUUAUUCAUGGCUGAGAAUUCUGUUUACGAUGAUGAUUCUGAAAUCGAUUCGUUGAAUGCUGACUCGACAACAAUGGAUAUUUAUGAUGAUGUAACUGUAUCGACUGAUAGUUCAACAUUAAUUUUUAACUUAUGUAAUAAUAUGGCAAAGAGAAUAAAAGAUCAAGCAGUUAAUACUAUUGAACACACCAUCGUUGAUACGAGUUCAAAAACAUGA